Lolium rigidum is the source of this 1953-nucleotide messenger RNA. RefSeq names its product L-type lectin-domain containing receptor kinase IX.2-like. Gene Ontology annotation, molecular function: carbohydrate binding; ATP binding; protein kinase activity. Bases 1 to 1953 code for a protein of 650 amino acids. Gene Ontology annotation, cellular component: plasma membrane. The record is from RefSeq and is a predicted model, not a curated record. Lineage: Eukaryota; Viridiplantae; Streptophyta; Magnoliopsida; Poales; Poaceae. The transcript has 4 exons. Gene Ontology annotation, biological process: protein phosphorylation.
AUGUUUCCUGCAAACUAUGGCACGACGCAGCUUCUCCUCCUCCUCUUCAUCUACGCCGGCUGCUUCCUCCUCUCCUUGCCGCUUUGUGCGAAUCGGCAUGUUGCUGCCGCGGAGUCACCUAUCUCCUUCAGCUUCGACUUCACCAACUCAUCCUCCUACGAUGGGCGCGAUCUCCGUCUGGAGGGCGACGCAAACGUGCACGGCAACAGGGUCUCCCUCACAUGCAACUCGCAUACGAGCCGCAACUUGUUUUGUGCGGGCCGGAUAUCGUAUGUCCAACCGGUGCCGUUCUACCAUAAUGACACCGGCGAGGUGGCGAGCUUCGCCACACAGUUCACCUUCACCAUUGUGCUCCCUCCACUGGGAUAUCCCAAGGGGGAUGGCAUGGCUUUCUUCCUCACCGGAUACAAUUCACAAAUGCCGCCCAACACAGAGGGACGCGGCCUCGGUCUCAUGAACCUCAACACGGGAACCGCCUACGGUGAGGACCGGUUUGUCGCCGUCGAGUUUAACACGUACACGUCCAACGAGACAUCGGACCACAUCGGCAUCGACGUCAACACCGUCAAGAACUCGGUGAAAACGACGAGCUUGGCCAGCCCGGGUCUGGGUGGGACCAUGACGGCGUCCAUCAACUUCACCAGCAGCAGCCGGAUGCUGGUCGCUAGGCUGCACUUCGAUGACGAUCCUUCUGUGCAGCCUGUUGAAGUCAGCGCCGUUUUGCCGGACCCGGUCACGUCUUUGCUCCCGCCGGAGGUGGCAGUGGGGUUCUCUGCGGCCACCGGCGUCAAAAACGCGGAGCUCCAUCAGAUAUUAUCAUGGUCCUUCAACUCGACGCUUGCUCCCAAGAAACCAAAAUUAAUCGGUAUGUUCUUAUUGCUUUAUAUUGUUGUAGGAGCUUGUGUGUUCUUAAUCCUGAUUUGGUUUCUUCUGUCAUGGUUUAUGGGUACACGAGAGCGCAACUCCAUUAUGGCAGGAGCUGGCCUUAGGCAAUUCCUGUAUCGGGAAUUAGCCCAGGCAACAAACAAUUUUUCAAGGGAGAGUAAGCUUGGAGAGGGUAACUUUGGCGCAGUGUACAAGGGGAAAUCACUCAAGGUCGACCAUGGCCAGAAACAAGAUGUUGCUAUCAAGGAGAUCCUCAAGGGGUCUAGUGAAGAAACACAGGACUUCCUCACCGAACUCAACAUUAUUACCAAGACCAAGCACAAGAAUCUGGUCAGGCUGGAAGGUUGGUGCUGCUGCAGCAGAAGCACUUGGAGCUUGAUGUGUUGGUGUUGCCUAAAGCAGGUUGAUCACAAGCUCUUCCUUGUCUAUGAACUGAUGCCAAAGGGCGAUCUCGACAAUCACCUACACAAGAAUAAGGAUACAGUUCUACCAUGGCCAACCAGGUACCAUAUAGUGAAGGGAAUUGCAUCCGCCCUUGUUUACCUUCACCACGACUGUCGGCCCUACAUCCUGCAUAGAGAUAUCAAGCCUGCCAACAUACUUCUUGAUGAUGAAUACAACGCCAAGCUGGCUGAUUUCGGGCUGUCUAGGAUUGCCAACAAAAGCAAUGCCACACUGGUAACCACCGCCGUGGGGACCAUUGCAUACAUGGAUCCAAAUUGCAUGAAAGAUGGUGACGUCAAGUUCAAUCCUAGCACCGACGUCUACAGCUUUGGGCUCGUGCUGCUGGAGAUCGUAUGCGCAGGGCGCAAGACGAGGCAACAAGUAUGGGAACUGUACAUAACCAAGGGAGCCCAGGCACUUACGGUGGAGGAUGUGGCUGAUCAGAGGUUAGGAGGCAACUUUGACAUGGAGCAGGUGCGGCGUGUACUUGUCAUGGGCCUGUGGUGUUCUCUCCCUGAAGGUUCACACCGACCAUCCAUGCGGGAAGCGUUGCGACUACUGGAACAGGACGACACACCGCUGCCUGACCUUGCAACGUGUGCCAUCGGCGCCGCUUCUACUUAA